Molecule: messenger RNA, 687 nt
Organism: Emiliania huxleyi CCMP1516
Lineage: Eukaryota; Haptophyta; Isochrysidales; Noelaerhabdaceae
Exons: 4
Coding region: 1-687 (228 amino acids)
Source: RefSeq, a predicted model, not a curated record
AUGAGAAAAGUCAGCGGCCGGGUAAGCUUGACCAACACAUUACAAUAUCUUGUUGAAUUGUACGCCGGCGCCGAGUACGUCAGCGGCCUGGAGCCGCGGCCGGCGCUGCACCAGAAGGGGCUCAUCGAGCGGCGGCAGUGCGCCUACGUGGCCGACGCGGUGCGCGGCGCGCUCGAGCGGCUGCUGGUGGACGGUGACCGCGCCGCGGCGCUGUCGUACUGCGAGGCGGCCUGCAGCAGGCUGCUGAUGGGCGAGGUGUCGUCGCACCUGCUGGUCGAGGGAGGCUUUGUGAAGCGCGCGGACCAGACCGACUUGUGCCGCAUGGCGGGCCUGGCCGUGCCCGAGAAGAAGGGGGCGGCCAAGAAGCUCAGCGCGGCCGAGCAAAAGAACCAGGCGGCGGAGGACGAGACGCUGCGCAAGGAGAACGCCAUCAGCCUCGCGAUCGAGCUGCUGCAGCGGAGCGCGACGGCGGACGGGCGGGCGACACGCUCGUUCCGGCUCGGCGAGUAUGUGCCCUUCUGCGCGGUGCGGCGGCAGGGCGGCGGCGGCGGCAAGCAGUUUGAGAACGUCGCGUCUCCCGAGGAGAUUGUGCAGCGCGGCACGCCCGUCGACCUGCGGCUGCUGUGCGAGCGGCGGCUGCUGCCGGCGCUCAUCGGGCAGGCGAUCACCCGAGAUCACCGGCGAUGA